This is a messenger RNA of Scleropages formosus (Asian bonytongue), 1479 nucleotides long. Its product is annotated as cytochrome P450 2J2-like. The transcript is spliced from 9 exons. Gene Ontology annotation, cellular component: cytoplasm; intracellular membrane-bounded organelle. Gene Ontology annotation, biological process: xenobiotic metabolic process. Gene Ontology annotation, molecular function: oxidoreductase activity, acting on paired donors, with incorporation or reduction of molecular oxygen, reduced flavin or flavoprotein as one donor, and incorporation of one atom of oxygen; iron ion binding; heme binding. The record is from RefSeq and is a predicted model, not a curated record. Bases 1 to 1479 code for a protein of 492 amino acids. NCBI's taxonomy places the organism in Eukaryota, Metazoa, Chordata, Actinopteri, Osteoglossiformes, Osteoglossidae.
AUGGCUGUAAACUCACUUUUGGAGUGUCUAGACAUUAAGAGCUUUCUGCUUUUUGUGACUGUCUUCCUGUUGCUCACUGAAAUCCUCAAGAAUAAAAAUCCUCCAAAUUUUCCCCCAGGACCUUGGCCUCUGCCUUUCUUGGGAAAUGUCUUCAUUGUGCAGGAUCCAGAGACAAUGGCUAAGCUUGGUCAACAAUACGGCAAUAUUUUCAGUCUUAGGAAGAGGAGUGAAAAGAAUGUGUUUGUGUUAGGGUAUAAAAUGGUCAAAGAAACUUUAGUUAACAAAGGAGAGAAUUUUGUUGACCGUCCAAGCGAGCCUCUAUUCAGUGAAGCUUAUAAAGUUAUUGGCCUGAUUGGAAGCAAUGGCCACAUGUGGAAGAAACACAGGAGGUUUGCAAACACUUACUUUAAGUCCUUUGGAGAGGGAAGGAAGACGAUUGAGUUAUAUAUUCAACAGGAGUGUAACUUCCUUUGUCACGCCAUAGAAGAACGGGGAAAGCUCUGUGACCUUCAGUUCUUAAUAAAUAAUGCGGUCAGCAACGUCAUAUGCACUCUGGUGUUUGGUCAUCGUUAUGACUACAGUGAUGCAGACUUUCAGGAGCUUCUACGUUUGGAAGCUGAAUGCAUCCACUUAGUAGGCACUACCCAUGCUCAGCUGUAUAAUGAUUUCCCAAGACUGAUGAAAUUUCUACCUGGACCUCAUCAAAUAAUUUUUUCUAACUAUACUAAAAUUAUUGACUUCCUGAGAAAAGAAAUAGAGAAACAUAAAAAGGACUGGGAUCCAUCAGAUCCUCGCGACUUUGUGGACGCUUACAUAGGAAAGAUAGAGGAGAUGAAGGAUGACCCUGAGGCUGGAUUCAAUUUGGAGACCCUGACAAUAUGCAUUGUGGACCUCUUUGAGGCUGGAACAGAGUCCUCGUCCACAACCUUACGAUGGGGUCUCCUCUUCAUGAUGAAAUACCCAGAUGUACAAAAAAAGGUCCAGGCUGAAAUAGAUAGAGUCAUUGGACAGUCACGUCUACCCACUAUAGCAGACAGAGUCAAAAUGCCCUACACUGAUGCUGUAGUCCAUGAAAUACAGAGAAAGGCUGAUAUUUUGCCUCUUGGUUUCCCCAAAAUCGCCAGCAAGGACACAUCAAUUGGUGGAUACUUCAUACCAAAAGGAACUAUAGUGACUGCUAAUCUCACUUCUGUGCUGAAUGACAAAAAUGAGUGGGAAACACCAGGUAGCUUCAACCCUGGACAUUUCCUGGAUUCACAGGGACAGUUUCGGAGAAGAGAUGCAUUCUAUCCAUUCUCAGCAGGAAUGAGGGUGUGUCUUGGAGAACAAAUGGCUCGUAUGGAGUUGUUCCUAUUCUUCACCUCACUGCUCCAGCGGUUCACUUUUUCUCCACCUCCUGGGGUAGAGCCUGACCUGGAGGGUGUGCUUGGGUUCACUUAUGCCCCAAAGCCUUUCAAAAUGUGUAUUCUGCCUCGCUGA